This is a messenger RNA of Macrosteles quadrilineatus (aster leafhopper), 1902 nucleotides long. RefSeq names its product sodium-coupled monocarboxylate transporter 1-like. Gene Ontology annotation, biological process: sodium ion transport; transmembrane transport. NCBI's taxonomy places the organism in Eukaryota, Metazoa, Arthropoda, Insecta, Hemiptera, Cicadellidae. Gene Ontology annotation, molecular function: symporter activity. Bases 65 to 1813 code for a protein of 582 amino acids. The transcript has 15 exons. The record is from RefSeq and is a predicted model, not a curated record. Gene Ontology annotation, cellular component: membrane.
AUUUAGUACCUUGUGGGGUAUGGUAGCUAUUUGGAUCUCGCUAAAUUAGAUCUUAGAUAUCAAGAUGUCUUCACCUUUAUCUGUGGAAGAGAUGGAGGUAGUGCUUCAAAGAUUCUCUCUGGCAGAUUACAUAGUUUUUGUGUUGUUACUUGCCGUUUGUGCUGUCAUCGGGAUCUAUUUUGGGUUUAUUGAUAAAGCUGAGUCACCUGAAGAUUACUUGGUGGGCGGCAGAAAAAUGACUCUGAUACCGAUCUCAUUGUCGUUAAUAGCAAGUUACAUAUCCGGCAUCACCCUACUGGGGACCCCCACAGAAGUGUAUGUAUAUGGCAUACAGUACUCGUACACAGUAGGUGGGGCCUUUGCUAUGGGCUUCCUCAUGAGCAUGGGAUACUUACCAGUGUUUCAUGACCUCAAGGUCACUUCCUCCUAUGAGUAUUUGGCUCUCAGAUUUGAUCGAAGGGUACGACUACUAGGAUCCACUCUAUUCUGUAUAUCCAUUUUAAUCUGGCUGCCUUUGGUGGUUUACGUUCCAGCUUUGGCUUUUAACCAAGUGUCUGGUAUCAACGUACACAUUGUCACCCCCGCAGUCUGUGUGAUCUGCAUAUUUUAUACAUGUGUGGGUGGAAUAAAGGCAGUUGUAUGGACCGACGCUGUUCAGACGUUCUCUAUGUUUGGAGCAAUGCUUCUGGUCAUCUUCAAAGGAACUCUCGAUGUCGGAGGGUUCGAUGAAGUCAUCAAGCGGAAUUUAGAGACCUAUAGGAUUGAAGGUCCUGAAUGGAGCACUAGCCUAACUACUCGUCACACAAUCUGGGGUGUUGUGAUUGGAGGAUGUAUAGGAUGGCUGCAGACCAAUGCUGUCAGUCAGACCAUGAUCCAACGCUACCUAGCUCUGCCCACCAAGCAACAGGCAGUCAAGGCUGUAUGGAUUUUUGUGUUUGGUACUUCGUGCCUGGUCGUACUCUGCACUUACAGUGGCUUAGUAAUCCACGCAAAAUACUUUGACUGUGAUCCAUUGACUACCCAGUUGGCCAAGGCGAAGGACCAACUGCUUCCCCUGCUGGUGAUGGAUACUCUAGGCUCUAUACCAGGGCUGCCUGGUCUCUUCGUGGCAGGAGUCUUCAGUGCUGCUCUCAGCUCCAUGUCAACUGGUCUCAACUCUAUGGCAGCCGUGGUAUUGGAGGACUUCUACAAGCCAUAUGUAGACGCCAGGCCGAGUGAGCGACACAGCAACAUGUUGGUCAGAUGUGUUGUUGUUGUUGUGGGCGUCGUCUGCGUGUUGAUGGUCAAUGUGGUCGAGAAACUGGGUGCUGUGCUGCAGCUAGCAAUCAGUCUGAGCUCAAUCCCAAAUGGACCAUCAAUCGCUAUCUUCACCAUGGGAAUGUUUAUCCCUUGUAUAAAUUCUACUGGUGCGUUGGCUGGAGGGGUGGUGGGUCUUAUUUUCACAGGUUGGAUGGUAAUUGGAGCACAAUAUGCCAUAGCCCAAGGCCAACUUCAGUUUGAGCCCAAGCCUGUUUCUUCAGCUGGUUGUCACUAUGCAUUCAACAUAAGCCACUCUGCCUCGACUACCAGUGAUGUGCUGCAAAAAGAAGUGUGGCCGCUGUAUCAGGUGUCUUACAUGUGGUACACUCUGAUAGGAGCAUCUGUCUCUAUAUCAGUAGCUCUACUCAUCAGUCUUUGCCUACCUGGACAGAAACAAGAGUCUCUUCCACUCAAACUCUUCUCUCCUCUCAUCCGCAGGUUUCUACCAGCUGAUAAUGAAAAGAAGAUGAAAUACGAUGUGCCUGUCAUCAGUAUAUCCCAAGACAACAGCUGAAAUUGAAUAUUUUUAUUACGACCAGUAUUCUAAGCAAUAAUAAACGGAACAAAGAAGUUCAAUUCAUGUAUAUAAUACACAUUUUUUAA